Molecule: messenger RNA, 3288 nt
Organism: Schistocerca americana (American grasshopper)
Lineage: Eukaryota; Metazoa; Arthropoda; Insecta; Orthoptera; Acrididae
Exons: 1
Coding region: 1-3288 (1095 amino acids)
Source: RefSeq, a predicted model, not a curated record
AUGCUUGUACAGCAUGUGAUUCCUGCUUUGGAAGACAUGCUUGUACAGCAUGUGAUUUCUGCUUUGGAAGACAUGCUUGUACAGCAUGUGAUUCCUACUUUGGAAGACAUGCUUGUACAGCAUGUGAUUUCUGCUUUGGAAGACUUGCUUGUGCAGCAUGUGAUUCCUGCUUUGGAAGACAUGCUUGUACAGCACGUGGUUUCUGCUUUGGAAGACAUGCUUGUACAGCAUGUGAUUCCUGCUUUGGAAGACAUGCUUGUAGAGCAUGUGAUUUCUGCUUUGGAAGACAUGCUUGUACAGCAUGUGAUUUCUGCUUUGGAAGACAUUGUUGUACAGCAUGUGAUUCCUGCUUUGGAAGACAUGCUUGUACAGCAUGUGAUUCCUGCUUUGGAAGACAUGCUUGUGCAGCAUGUGAUUCCUGCUUUGGAAGACAUGCUUGUGCAGCAAGUGAUUCCUGCUUUGGAAGACAUUGUUGUACAGCAUGUGAUUCCUGCUUUGGAAGACAUGCUUGUACAGCAUGUGAUUCCUGCUUUGAAAGACAUGCUUGUGCAGCAAGUGAUUCCUGCUUUGGAAGACAUUGUUGUACAGCAUGUGAUUCCUGCUUUGGAAGACAUGCUUGUACAGCAUGUGAUUCCUGCUUUGGAAGACAUGCUUGUGCAGCAUGUGAUUCCUGCUUUGGAAGACAUGCUUGUGCAGCAUGUGAUUCCUGCUUUGGAAGGCAUGCUUGUACAGCAUGUGAUUUCUGCUUUGGAAGACAUGCUUGUGCAGCAAGUGAUUCCUGCUUUGGAAGACAUUGUUGUACAGCAUGUGAUUCCUGUUUUGGAAGACAUGCUUGUACAGCAUGUGAUUCCUGCUUUGGAAGACAUGCUUGUGCAGCAUGUGAUUCCUGCUUUGGAAGGCAUGCUUGUACAGCAUGUGAUUCCUGCUUUGGAAGACAUGCUUGUGCAGCAUGUGAUUCCUGCUUUGGAAGACAUGCUUGUGCAGCAUGUGAUUCCUGCUUUGGAAGGCAUGCUUGUACAGCAUGUGACUCCUGCUUUGGAAGACAUGCUUGUACAACAUGUGAUUUCUGCUUUGGAAGACUUGCUUGUGCAGCAUGUGAUUCCUGCUUUGGAAGACAUGCUUGUACAGCACGUGGUUUUUGCUUUGGAAGACAUGCUUGUACAGCAUGUGAUUCCUGCUUUGGAAGACAUGCUUGUAGAGCACGUGAUUUCUGCUUUGGAAGACAUGCUUGUACAGCAUGUGAUUCCUACUUUGGAAGACAUGCUUGUACAGCAUGUGAUUUCUGCUUUGGAAGACAUGCUUGUGCAGCAAGUGAUUCCUGCUUUGGAAGACAUUGUUGUACAGCAUGUGAUUCCUGCUUUGGAAGACAUGCUUGUACAGCAUGUGAUUCCUGCUUUGGAAGACAUGCUUGUGCAGCAUGUGAUUCCUGCUUUGGAAGACAUGCUUGUACAGCAUGCAGUUUCUGCUUUGGAAGACAUGCUUGUACAGCAUGUGGCUUCUGCUUUGGAAGACAUGCUUGUACAGCAUGUGGUUUUUGGUUUGGAAGACAUGCUUGUACAUCAUGUGAUUUUUGCUUUGGAAGACAUGCUUGUACAGCACGUGAUUCCUGCUUUGGAAGACAUGCUUGUACAGCAUGUGAUUUCUGCUUUGGAACACAUGCUUGUACAGCAUGUGAUUCCUGCUUUGGAAGACAUGCUUGUACAGCAUGCAGUUUCUGCUUUGGAAGACAUGCUUGUACAGCAUGUGGUUUCUGCUUUGGAAGACAUGCUUGUACAGCAUGUGGUUUCUGCUUUGGAAGACAUGCUCGUACAGCAUGUGGUUUCUGCUUUGGAACACAUGCUUGUACAGCAUGUGAUUCCUGCUUUGGAAGACAUGCUUGUACAGCAUGUGAUUCCUGCUUUGGGUGACAUGCUUCUACAGCAUGUGAUUUCUGCUUUGGAAGACAUGCUUGUACAGCAUGUGAUUCCUGCUUUGGAAGGCAUGCUUGUACAGCAUGUGAUUCCUGCUUUGGAAGACAUGCUUGUACAGCACGUGAUUUCUGCUUUGGAACACAUGCUUGUACAGUAUGUGGUUUCUGCUUUGGAAGACACGCUUUUACAGCAUGUGGUUUCUGCUUUGGAAGACAUGCUUGUACAGGAUGUGGCUUCUGCUUUGGAAGACAUGCUUGUACAGCAUGUGGUUUUUGGUUUGGAAGACAUGCUUGUACAUCAUGUGAUUUUUGCUUUGGAAGACAUGCUUGUACAGCACGAGAUUCCUGCUUUGGAAGACAUGCUUGUACAGCAUGUGAUUUCUGCUUUGGAACACAUGCUUGUACAGCAUGUGAUUCCUGCUUUGGAAGACAUGCUUGUACAGCAUGCAGUUUCUGCUUUGGAAGACAUGCUUGUACAGCAUGUGGUUUCUGCUUUGGAAGACAUGCUUGUACAGCAUGUGGUUUCUGCUUUGGAAGUCAUGCUCGUACAGCAUGUGGUUUCUGCUUUGGAACACAUGCUUGUACAGCAUGUGAUUCCUGCUUUGGAAGACAUGCUUGUACAGCAUGUGAUUCCUGCUUUGGGUGACAUGCUUCUACAGCAUGUGAUUUCUGCUUUGGAAGACAUGCUUGUGCAGCAUGUGAUUCCUGCUUUGGAAGGCAUGCUUGUACAGCAUGUGAUUCCUGCUUUGGAAGACAUGCUUGUACAGCACGUGAUUUCUGCUUUGGAACACAUGCUUGUACAGUAUGUGGUUUCUGCUUUGGAAGACAUGCUUGUACAGCAUGUGGUUUCUGCUUUGGAAGACAUGCUCAUACAGCAAGUGGUUUCUGCUUUGGAACACAUGCUUGUACAGCAUGUGAUUCCUGCUUUGGAAGAAAUGCUUGUACAGCAUGUGAUUCCUGCUUUGGAAGACAUGCUUCUACAGCAUGUGAUUUCUGCUUUGGAAGACAUGCUUGUGCAGCAUGUGAUUCCUGCUUUGGAAGGCAUGCUUGUACAGCAUGUGAUUCCUGCUUUGGAAGACAUGCUUGUACAGCACGUGAUUUCUGCUUUGGAACACAUGCUUGUACAGUAUGUGGUUUCUGCUUUGGAAGACAUGCUUUUACAGCAUGUGGUUUCUGCUUUGGAAGACAUGCUUGUACAGGAUGUGGCUUCUGCUUUGGAAGACAUGCUUGUACAGCAUGUGGUUUUUGGUUUGGAAGACAUGCUUGUACAUCAUGUGAUUUUUGCUUUGGAAGACAUGCUUGUACAGCACGUGAUUCCUGCUUUGGAAGACAUGCUCGUACAGCUUGUGAUUCCUGCUUUGGAAGACAUGCUUGUAUAG